AGGAGCCAAGGGCUUCCUCCUGUCCAUCCCAUAGUGAUUAUUUUCGCUCUUAUGGAUGACAGCAACACAUUGGAGAAAAGCCUUUAAAACACGCGAUUUUAUGCUUCGAAUGCCCCGGGCAAGUGCCCACAGCAGGAUCGACAUGCGACGGACCACUGCAUCUCGUCAAAGCAAGUACCAACUAUUUAGCAUUACAAAACCAGGUUCAUCUUGGGUACUAAGCUUCCAAAAAAAAGGGACCACGAUUGGUCCGAAUAAAAAACAUCAAGUGAUGGCAUGACUGUUGAUGUUUGCCAUGGCCGCAGAAUCUCAAGUUUGCUCCCACCCCAGCCCACCAGAUUGAUAAUCCUCGCAACGCCAUUUGCCCGCUGACCACUAACCAAGCCCCCUCCCAUCAUGUUACGUCCCCUACCCACGAGCUCCCGCCAAUCCCGGCACAUGUAUUACAGGCCAUGUUCCUACUUGCACCGAUGCUAACUGGUCAAUCUCAAAGGGCUCCACGGAAAAUCAGACGCAUAUUCGCCCGGCUAAGCCCGUCCAUGGCAGUCGUUUCUACGGUUCUGUGGUUCCUUGUCUCCUCUCUUUCUACGCGCCUGCCCGAAACAGGAAAUCAAGGCGGACUGACAGGUCUGGGCGCGCUGUGGAUGAGACACCCCAGGUAUAUGGCAGCCAUCACGAUAGAUCAUCAGUACCUAGGUACCACGGUGCACCCGGCCAACUUGCUGUCUUCUUUUGCGUACAUUCUCUCCAGGAAGCCCAGUAUAGAUACUUCAUUCUAUACGAGAUCUCAUAACGCUUCAGAAAUCUAAGGAUAUCUGACACCCUCGACACUACUGCUCAUCUAGAGAACAAUCUUUAAGCUGUUCUGGGAAUAGACCCUUCUAUUCUGCUUACAUGGAAGUUGCGUGAAGCUUCUUAGUUCGGUCCUUUGAUCCGCCACAAGAAUCAAUCUCGUUUGCUCAAACUUCUUGUGGUGACCUCUAUCCCUCUCUGUUAGACGCAGGACCUGAUGCCAUGGAUGUACCAAGCAACGAUUGGAACUUGGCUAGCAAAGAGCCAAGUUUAUCAAUUCUGAACCCUGCACCAAAACUGUUACCGGGGCCUUCGCUGUUACACAAUUUGAUAUCGGCGGUAGCACGCCACGAUGGUGCUUCUGCAAUACAUCAUUACGCCGGCGCACAAGGGGCUACACACUUGUCAUACCACAGUCUUCAUCAAAGGUCAAAUCUGCUUGCAGCUCGCAUAACUGCCGCAGUGGCCGGCGAUACACUAGCAGUCAAACAGCUCAUUGUUCCAGUCUUGCUACCGCAGAGCCCUGAGCUCUACGUUGCCUUGUUGGCUAUCUUGAAAGCCGGUGGAGCGUUCUGCCCUCUUAACCUGGACGCCCCGCCAGAAAGAGUUCGAUUCAUCUUGGAGGAUGUAACUGCUCGAGUUGUCAUAACAUCACAGACUCUUGCAAAUGUCUUCUCAGAGGAGCAACAUGAUGUCAAAGUCAUUAAACUCGGUUCGGAUUGGGCCGACUCCUGCUGGGACAAUGGCUGCGACCUCAGCGACUCUAUUUCACAUCGAGCCGCCACCCCCUCCGACCUGGCCUACGUUAUGUACACAUCCGGGUCCACUGGAACACCCAAAGGCGUCGGCGUUUCGCACGCCGCCGCGACCCAAAGCCUUCUUGCCCAUGAUGAACACAUUCCACAUUUUCGCCGCUUCCUGCAGUUUGCAGCCCCGACCUUUGACGUGUCCGUCUUUGAGAUCUUCUUCCCGCUGUUCCGGGGAGUCACGCUAGUCAGCUGCGACAGACGCCUUAUGCUCGACGAUCUACCUGCCGUCUUGCGCCAGAUGGAAGUAGAUGCAUGCGAGCUCACGCCGACGGUCGCAGGGAGCUUGCUAAGAAAGAGGGAGAACGCCCCUGGUCUCAAACUCCUUCUCACGAUUGGUGAGAUGUUGACCGGCCCAGUGGUGCAGGAGUUCGGGGGCGGCGGAGAGGGGCAGCAGGAUAGCAUUCUUUGGGCCAUGUAUGGACCGACAGAGGCGAGCAUACACUGCACUCUUCAACCAGCAGUCAAGCCAGACAUGUCCGUGAACUGUAUCGGCUUCCCGCUUUCAACGGUUUCCGCCUAUAUUGUUGCCAUACAAACAGAAGAUGACGAGCCAAACCAGCUUUCUGAUGGCGGCCUCAAAGACCCAACGGUUCUUCCAGUGGGGGAGAUUGGCGAACUUGUCGUAGGCGGAUAUCAGCUGGCUGAAGGCUACCUCAACCGCCCCGAGCAGACCGCGUCUGCCUUCAUCGACUCGAAAACAUACGGGAGACUUUAUCGUACCGGCGACAAAGCCCGUCUUCGCGCGGAUGGACUCCUCGAGUGCCUCGGCCGCAUCUCGGAUGGCCAGGUCAAGCUGCGCGGUCAGCGAAUGGAGCUUGGUGAGGUCGAGGCCGCCAUACUUCGUGUUCAAGGCUGUCAUGGCGCAGUUGCGGCCGUGGUCAAUGGCAGCAUCCUAGUCGCAUUCUGUCUCCUCGAUUCGUUGCACGGGGAGGACCACACUUCUGCCGAGCCGAGAAUCACUAAAGCAUGCGAGGACUGGCUUCCCAAGUUCAUGGUCCCCAACGAAGUACUGGUGCUGGACGAAUUUCCCCGGCUUCCCUCGGGUAAGGUAGAUCGCAAAGGCAUGGUUGCCGCUUAUGAGCAACGAAGGAGGGAAACACACGUCGUUGCGAGUGUCCCCGAGUACCAAAGCUCUGUAGAGCAAAGGCUUUGUCAACUGGCCGAAAAAAGCCUACGAGUCGCUGUUGAGCCUUCCCUUGGCCUGUCAUCGGCUGGGCUGGACUCGCUCACUGCCAUAAAACUCGCAUCAAAGAUCAGAGCUUCGGGCUUCCAAGUCGAAACUCUUCAAGUACUGCAGUCAAAGUCAAUCAGGGACUUGGCGCAACUCGUCAGGCAGCUCGCGGACGGUAGGCAAGAAACGGAAGGUCAGAGCGAGAUCGAAGUAUCUCGCCCAAUAUCAGAAAUACCCUGGCUUGUCCACCAUGCAGCUAGCCAGAUCCAAGAAGUCAUUCGCUGCACUCCUGUACAGGAGUCCAUGCUUGCAGAGACAGCGCGGAACUCUGAUGCUUACUGCAACUGGAUCGAAUGGGACAUUGCCGAGUCGUGCAGCACCCAGGAUGUCGUGAAGGCUGUUCAAAAACUGGCGCAAGCCAAUGAGGUACUUCGAACAGGAUUUGCCCAAUCCGCAAAGGGCCAGUUUUUACAGAUAAUAUGGAAACAGCUUGAGUGCUUCGACCAAAGUACGGAUGAGGCAACACUGACAACACCAUCCGGGGAAGAUCUACCAUCCUCCAUCAUUUACACAAUACGGCAGCAAGAAAGUUCCGUCCGGCUUACCAUCAAAUUACAUCAUGCUUUGUAUGACGGGUGGUCUAUGGAUAUAUUUGUCCGUGAUCUCAACCUUGCCCUCCAAGGGGCUGACUUGCGACCGUCUAGCCAAUACAGCUCCGUCGUCAAAUACUACAACUCACCAUCCUACAACACCGCCAAGGAUAAUGCCAGGCAAUUUUGGGCAGGGCAGCUCCUGGGAUAUCAACCAAGUGCAUUCCCUAUUCUCGUUACAUCUAGGAGUCCUGGGCCAUCCGGGACGAGAUCCGACACCUUUACGAUAGAUAUUGAUCCCGAUCGGCUCAGGAACCUGGCUAGAGACCUGGAAAUAGGCAGUCAGAUCCUGUUUGAGGCCUGCAUAAUCUGGGUUUGGAGCUUAAUCAUCGGCAGCAGCGAUGUAGUGAUAGGAACAGUGACCUCGGGCCGCACUCUGCCAAUCCCCGGGGUCGAAGACAUAAUGGGCCCCUGUUUGGCCUCAGUCCCGACAAGGGCGAAGCUCUCUGACGUUCGCACCGUCAAGGAGCUCUUGAGCUACCUACAAGCUACUAAUCGCGCCAUGCUCCCCCAUUCAAUCUUGCCGCUCGCCGAAAUCAGAAAGACCUCAGGCUUGUUGCCCUCUCAAUCUCUAUACGACUUACUCUUUGUCUACCAGGAGUCACUCCUCAGCACUUCCAACUAUAGCACGACUUCAAGAGUCAGGCAGGUCGCACAUCAAGACUACUUGGAGACAAAGCUGCUCUUUGAGGUCGAGCCUCGGCCUUCUGACUUUUUGCUCCGAAUCACCUAUCACACUGAUGCGGUUCCGGACAACUACAUUCCUGUUCUCGCGGAACAAGUUCGGUGCUUGAUCCACUACAUGGUCGAGAACCCGGACGCAUCGAUGACAUGCAUGCGUGAUGCUUUACCUAGUGCAAUGGCCUCGAGGCACAACAUCAACCCUUUGUCAUACCAAGGAUGUGCUGAUCUCGCUCGCAUGGUUGAGGAGACGGCAACAAAGUUCCCUGACAUGCCAGCAGUCUGCUUUGCAGACAUUAUUCCUGCCGCCGGUGAUACUCAGGUACAAACAAUUUCCUAUCAAGAGCUCAACAGACAAGCAAACCGGAUUGCCCAUCUAGUCAUUGGCUCAAAGGUGAUGCCUGGAAUGACAGUGGCAAUCAUCAUGGAGAAGUCAAUCUCGCUAUAUGCAGGCAUACUGGGAAUACUCAAGGCCGGGUGUGCAUACCUGCCGCUUCUCCCGUCUACCCCGCUACAACGUAUCGAAACCAUCUUGGGCCACUCAGAGGCAGCCGCCUGUCUCUGCGAUGCAUCUUCAAUCCGCAACUUGAGAAGCAUACAGACAGGUUGCCAAUUCCUUGACAUAUCAAAGGAGGAAGACCUAAUCCGAUACCCAGACUCCAAUCCCGACAUCACCCCUGAUGCCUCUCGUGUGGCAAACAUCAUCUACACUUCAGGGAGUACAGGGAUACCAAAGGGUGUCUGCGUAACUCAGCUCAACAUCAUGAGCAAUCUCGAUGUUUUAUCCCGGCUAUACCCACUGAGCGAGGGGACUGACAAGCCCGGGCGGCUUUUGCAGUCUUGCUCCCAGGCAUUCGACGUCUCGGUGUUUGAGAUCUUUUAUGCUUGGAAAAUGGGCAUGUGCCUUUGCUCUGCAGUAAACGACACACUAUUUGCCGACCUUGAGAAUGCAAUCCGGGCGCUCCGAAUCACACAUUUGAGCAUGACACCCACGGUCGCGGCUCUUGUCCAGCCCAAAAACGUUCCCGGAGUGGAGUUUUUGGUGACUUCAGGCGAGCCCAUGACGGAAGCUGUGGCUUCCAAGUGGGCUGGCAUCCUCUACCAAGGCUAUGGCCCAUCCGAGACGACAAACAUUUGCACCGUCAAGAAGAUGAAAGCUGGCGACGUUAUACAGCAUCUUGGGUUUGCAUUUGAGAAUACAUCAUCAUUCGUUGUGCAUAAAGAAAGCCGCAACGGGGUUGACCUGGUUCCCUUUGGCUGUGUCGGCGAGCUAUGUUUUGGCGGCGACCAGGUUGUGCAAGGCUAUCUGGGGAUGCCGGAACUGACAAGGGAGAAAUUCGUCGAGCACCCCGAGUACGGACGACUGUACAGAUCGGGUGACCUGGGCCGCAUGCUCCCUGACGGCUCCCUGGUGAUCAGUGGCCGAGUCGACGACCAGAUUAAGCUCCGUGGGCAAAGAAUCGAGCUGAAAGAGAUUGAUUCCGUCACGCGAGAGUCUGAAUCUGUCAAUGCUGCCGUCACAAUCCUUGUUUCGCGCGGUACACAAAAGGCCGAUCAGCUGGCGACAUUUUACGUGCCUUUGGCGACAGCGGAAACAGAAAAACAUGCAGUGUCAUACCAGGUGCUUGACGACGCCCAGACUGCACGACCUGCCCCCGAAAGCCAAGCCAUUUUUCAUCUUUUGACUUCUCGUUUACCAACAUACAUGAUUCCAAACUACCUAAUUCCCAUCUCCGUAAUACCGACAACUCCUUCUGGCAAGGUUGACAAGGCAAGGUUGCGUGACACCUUUGCACAGCUCGACCAAGAGACGCUAGGUCGACUGAGUGCUGUGGGUGGUGCGACUGAAGAGGCAGAGGAGCAGUGGUCGGAGCUUGAAACAGCCAUCUCCCGUAUCCUUGCCACUGUUCUUCAAAUCGAGCAGAUGGCGAUUCGUCGUUGGACACCGUUUCCAAGCCUUGGGGUGGACUCCAUCUCGGCAAUAUCUGUGGCAAAACAGUUGCGUGACUUGGUGGGUGCUCCGGUGCCUGUCUCGCAGGUCCUCAAAAGCUCCUGUGUCGCUCGUCUUGGGCAGAUGCUGGAAAACUCGUCUGUGCAAUCAGCUUCCACCAAGACGAUCCGAUUCGAGACCCAAUUCUUUGACCAAGAACUGCUUGCACUCAUCGAGCAGAACUUCAAGGCUCAUCAAGACAAUACUGCUGGUGAAUGUGCCGAGAUUGAUGCCAUCCUCCCGUGUACACCUCUUCAACAGGGUAUGCUUGCAGCCUCACAGGCAACAACAGCAAGUAUGGGCGCAUCUUAUGUGAACCAAAUGGUAUUCAAGCUAGCAGCAGACCCAGACACAAUGCGGUCUGCUUGGGACACCAUGGUAGAGAGGCAUCCCAUCCUCCGCACCUGCUUCAUCACCACGAAUUCCUCGAUACAUGCAAUGGUGCAAGUUGUCAUCAAAAGGUGGAAGUCCCAGUGGCACAUGUUUAAUGAUGGGGAAAGCCUUGACGACUGUCUAAAAGCCAUGGCAGAUGGUCUUGCGCCGCCCCUGGACUCUUUUGUGCCCCCUGCGUCGCUUGGCCUGGCUCGUCAUGACGGGAGGAAUACUCUGAUCUUCACCUGCCACCACGCGCUUUACGAUGGAAAUGCCAUUGCGGCUCUCCUUGACGAGGUUGAACAAUUCAUUCAGGUUGGAUCUCUACCACCGCUGCCAACUUCUUAUGAGCCUUUUUUGCGGGAAAUGCUAUCUCUUCCCGACUCCACAGACAACUUUUGGAAACAGCAAUUGUCAAAUUUCAUCCCCAAGACAUUGCCAAUCAGCGGCAAGAGCACAGAGGGCCCCGGAGCAGUAUCACAUGUGAUGGGAGUGUCCUUGGAAACGGCAAACAAUAGACUCAAGGAGCUUGGAUUCUCUCUUUUGGCUGUUUGUCAAGCAUCAUGGGCAAUGGCCCUCGGCAUCAUCCUGGAUGAGCCAGAUGUUUGCUUUGGCAAUGUCACCAGCGGCAGAUCCGUACCGAUCGAUGGCAUCGAGAAGCUUGUUGCCCCUUGCUUUAACACAAUUCCCGUCAGGGCAGACCUUUCUGGCCUGAGGCGAAACAUGGACCUGGUCAAGCUUCUUCAGGAUUCUGGCAUCGAGGCCCUGCAAUAUCAAUUCACCCCCCUACGCCGGAUUCAGUCACUCAAUGCUUAUUCCAACGGUGCGACCCGCCUCUUUGAUAGUAUCAUGCUACUUCAACAACCUUCCCAGCCACUAAAUCCGGACAUCUGGUCGCUCGAGCGCGAUGAAGGUAGCAUGGAUGUGCCGUUAGUAUGCGAGGCCAUUCCCGAGCCUCGGGAGAACACACUCGUUUUGAAGAUGCACUAUGACGGUGUCGCCGCAUCCUCACCCAUGGCCUCUUUUCUUGUGCAGUUAUUUUCCCAUGUAUUUUGCGAGGUUCUAUCUUAUCCAUCGGCAGUUCCUCUGACACAGGAUGCACUUCCCGAUGCCUUGAGACAACAACUCGAGGCCUUGGGGUUACAACGUUCAAUUGCAACCUCGACUCCAAAGAGCGAUCAGAAUCAGUUGCCAGUUGCUGCUGAAAACUACAAGGUUUCUGAGACCGAAUCGUCGAUUCGCUCUAUAUUUGCAAAUCUUGCCACAGUGCCCAAAUCGGCGAUUCUGCCAAACACAACUAUAUUCCAGCUUGGGCUUGACAGCAUCAGUGCUGUCCAGAUCGCCUCGGCUCUGCGGCAAGAGGGUUUUCAUGUCUCAUCGAUAGACGUGAUAGACCAUCCUACAUACUCGGCGCUGGCUCAAUUCUUUGAAGAGACCAAGACGAGAGAUUCUCGCAGCGCAAACCCUUCAUAUGAUCUCAAAGCCUUCCAGACCGAGUGUGCGAAAUAUGUUACAGAGAACAGUCGGUACCGUGAUACGGUCGAGGCAAUACUCCCGUGCACGCCUUUGCAGCAAGCUAUGCUGAGCGAGUUUAUCAACUCUGAUGGCUGCAACUAUCUCAACUUUCUGCAUCUCCGUCUUGGUGACAAGACUACUGCAUCUACAGACGAUGUUUUCAAGGCACUCAAAAAUUGCUCGGGCAGUUUUGAGAUGCUGCGGACUGGCUUCAUCCCAAUCGAACACAAGGAUGCUUCGUUUGCCAUGAUCAGAUACUGCGAGUGGGCUGGCAAAGUGACCAGCGUUCCCAGAGAAGCGAUUGCAGACUUUUCUGUUGAUAGGUGGCGUUCAGAGGUGAAAAGCACGGUGUACAACAACCUGGACCAGCCUCCGUGGGAAGCAGUUAUUUUAGAGGGAGAGGCUGGCGUAGAGGUCCACCUUGCCAUUCACCAUGUUCUCUACGAUGCGCAAUCUCUCAAGACUAUUCUGGACUCCUUGGCUCCAUCAGCCGCUGAUAAAAGGCCAGCCGCUUGCAACGAAAGCGUUGAUGUUGCAAUCCAAGAGAUCAUCUCCCGGUCUAGAGUUGGCAAAGAGGAUGCGGAAACGUACUGGCGCAGCUUGGCCACCGAGACGGUAAUCAAUCGAUUCCCAGUCAUGACGCCCCUGCGCGCAGAAGAGCGGUCCAUCUGUGUUGAGUCGCAUUUGAGCAAGGCAAAGGUCUCUCUUUUGGAAAGCUCACUGAGAAAAGAAGGCGUCACCAUGCAGGCUGCUAUACAGGGAGCGUGGACCAGGAUCCUCAGCUCCUAUCUCGGAGAGUCUUGUAUGGUCUUCGGGACUGUUCUUUCUGGUCGUAGUUCUGGCGCUACCAGAUCGGCAGUUUUCCCGUGCAUCACUACCCUGCCAGUUGUUGCGGAAAACAAGAGCCUAAACAGGAGUCUUGUGGAGAGCAUGAUGGAAAGAAACAAGAAUCUUCAUCGUCAUCAGCAGGUCCCAAUGACACAGAUCCAAAACUGGCUAGGACUGCCGGAAACAAGACUGUUUGAUACGCUUGUGGUCUAUCAGAAGCUACAAGAUGACGCCGGACCAGGAGCGUUGAACACCUGGGAGGUCAUUGAAGACAAAGCUACAGUCGACUAUCCGCUCUCCUUGGAGAUUGAGCCCCGGGGUGAGCACCUGCACUACCAGCUGACGUUUUUCAGCGACUUGCUGCCCCAGCAACAGUCUGCGUUGCUCCUGAGGCAGUUCGAUGCUGUUCUGACACAUUUGGCUCUUGAACCUGAGGGCUGCGAGGAUGAACUGCGGACCGGAAGCCCGUCCUUGUUCUCCAUUACGCCAGCCGCGGAGCCAGAGCUGCCCUCGAACGUCAGACUUCUCCAUCAGUUUGUCGAGGAGGCCGCCCGGCGGUACCCUCAAAAGACGGCACUGGAAUUCGUGUCUGCGCUUGACGGCGGCGAUCCUGUGUCGCGGACAUGGAACUUUGCAGAGCUUGAUCAAAACGGUAACCGAGUCGCUAACAUUCUUGCCCCAUACACCAAAGUCGGUGGCAUCGUUGCUAUACUGUUUGACAAGUGCCCCGAGGCAUAUUUUGCCAUACUUGGCAUACUAAAGUCUGGGUGUUCCUUUGUCGCGCUGGAUCCAGCGGCACCUGCGGCGAGGAGACAGUUCAUUAUUGAGGACUCUGGGGCCUCGGCUCUCGUGACUGACAUGGACCGGGCUUCGAACCUGGAUAUUGACGUCUCGGUUCCGGUGGUGGGGCUGGAUGAUGACUUUAUUCUCUCGUCGCCUUCAACGCCUUUGACAGACCGUCAGGCCGAACUAAGUCCCCAAGACAGGAGCUACUGUCUCUAUACGUCUGGCACCACUGGAACACCAAAGGGGUGCGAGAUUACGCACGAGAAUGCCGUCCAAGCCAUGCUCGCCUUCCAAGACUUGUUCUCUGGCCAUUGGGACCAAGACUCCAAGUGGCUGCAGUUUGCGUCCUUCCACUUUGACGUCUCUGUUCUGGAGCAGUAUUGGAGCUGGAGCGUGGGCAUUGCGCUGGUGGCUGCACCCAAGGACCUGAUUCUGGAGGAUCUGAUCACCACCAUCUCGAGUCUACAAAUCACCCACAUAGAUCUGACGCCGAGCCUGGCACGCCUGGUCCAUCCCGAUGACGUUCCGUCGCUUUGCAAGGGGGUGUUUAUCACGGGCGGCGAGCAGCUGAAGCAAGAGAUUCUCGACGCCUGGGGCGACCAGGGCGUCAUUUACAACGCCUACGGCCCGACCGAGGCAACCAUAGGUGUCACCAUGUACCAACGCGUGCCUCGCAACGGCCGAGCUUCCAACAUUGGCAAGCAGUUCCUCAAUGUGGGAUCGUAUGUGUUCAAGCCUGGCACUGAGAUUCCCACUUUGAGAGGCGGCAUCGGUGAGCUCUGCGUGUCCGGGAAGCUGGUUGGGAAGGGGUACUUGAACCGCAAAGACCUCACAGCAGAAAGAUUUCCGACUCUUGAAUAUUUCGGCGAGCGGGUUUACAGGACGGGCGACCUGGUCAGGAUCCUCCACGAUGGCUGCUUCGACUUCCUCGGGCGUGCGGAUGACCAGGUCAAGCUUCGCGGACAACGUCUUGAGAUUGGCGAAAUCAACCACGCCAUCAAGACGGGCAUCUCACAGGUCCAGGAUGUGGCUACGCUGGUCAUCCGCGACGAGAGCAAGCAAAAGGACUUUUUGGUAUCCUUUGUAGUCGCGGAUGACCAAAGUGACAGCUCCGAAGCGCAGAGUCAGACCCUAGAACCAAUAUUUUCGCCCGACGCCGCGACUCUGGCCCGUGACGUGCAGGACUCCUGUCGAGCUAAACUUCCCGGGUACAUGGUGCCUACCUACAUCCUGAAGCUUCCCUUUAUGCCACUCUCAUCCAACAACAAGGCAGAGGUCAAGAUGCUCAGAUCUCUGUUCUCUCGGUUGACCCAGGAUCAGCUCGUCGCGGCGUCUUCGGCGGGUUCCCGUACCGCUGCCGACUUGAACGGCGAUAUUGCACGAAUUUUGAUAGGCACACUUGGUAACAUGCAAUUCCUCAGCCCCGGGCAGGAACCCACAGCCGACGUCAGCAUCUUCGAACUCGGCAUCGAUUCCAUCUCGGUCCUGCGCCUGUCCAGGGCCCUGAAGCGCGGGGGUCUCGCGCAGGCUACUCCCGCUCUGAUCCUGAAGAACCCGGUCCUGGGCGACCUUGUCCGAGCUCUCCAGUCCGAAGUGACGGCCAACGAUGCGGGUGCUGUGCUCGAAGCCCGGCAGCUCGUCGAGGCCUGCCAGCACCUCCAUCGAUCGCGCGCCUGCCGGGCCCUGGGUGUUUCUUCGGAGCACAUCGAGUACAUCGCCCCCUGCUCGGCGCUGCAGCACGGAAUGGCCAUGCGGUGCAAGACAGAGGAGCACAGGAGCACGUACUUUAACGUCUUCACCUUUGAGCUCCGGCCGGACGUCGACAUUGCACGCCUCAAGUCCUCGUGGCAGAUUAUCGUCGACUCGUUUGCGAUCCUGAGGAGCAAGUUCCUCGUCUCUUCGGAGGGGUUUGUCCAGGUGGCCUUGAAGGAGAUGCAGCUGCCAUGGACUGAGCUCGAAACAGCCGAUGAUGAGCUGGAGAGUAAGCUGCUUGGAAUGCAUGAGCAAUGGCUCGACCGAAACUCACAAAACCUGACGUCGCCGCUCGAGUUGCUUCUCGUCAAGACCGCGGGGAAGAACCUCCUCAGACUGCACAUCUUCCAUGGGCUCUACGAUGCCAACAGUCUCGGCAUGAUGAUUGCCAAAGUGGCGGCCCUAUAUCUCGGCACAGAAGACAUCGAGUCUCGGACCACCUUUAUCGACGCCCUCAUCCACGGGCCUCUGCGCAAUUUUAACCACACCAAGACCUUCUGGGAAUAUCACCUGAGCGGCGUCUCGCUACAAAACCUUCCUCAACUCUCUGAGCGGCCCAGCUCUCACGACAUUGAGCUUUCUCGGACUCUCAGCUUUGCUCCUCUGGAGCCUGUCCGCCAAAGGCUAAACGUUACGCAUUCGGCAGUCAUCCAGGCCCUCUGGCUCUCGGUCCUGCAACCUCGCUACGCCAAGCCCCUGACCCUGGGCGUCAUUGUAUUCGGCCGUGCCAUCGACGUCGAGAACGCCGAGCAUGUCGUCGGGCCCUUGUUCAACACCCUACCCUUCCACUCGGGGAGUUGUACCAGCGGGAGCGGGACGUGGGCCUCGCUCGUGCGGACCUGCCACUCGUUCAACACGGCCACGCUCCCCUUCCAGCACGUCCCACUCCGCGAUAUCCAGAAAUGGUGCUCGGGGGGCAGACCGCUGUUUGAUACUCUCUUCUCCUGCCAGAGAGAGCCCCUGUCUUCGGUCGCGGCCGCAGAGCAGCUCUGGACCGAGAUCUCUGCAUCGCCGGCCCCGAUCAGUUCAGACUACCCGCUGGCGUUCGAGGCAACCCUGGCCCGAGAUGACCGUCUCGAGCUUCUCCUGGUGGCACAAAAGGGGUUUGCAGACGAGCAUGUCCUCUCGGCCAUGCUUGACGAGUUUGAACACUCCAUGGCCAUGAUUGCUGGGAACAUGGACGCCAUGAUAGGAUCAUCUGAUGGUGGGCUUGCUCCUGAAAUACCGAGCCAUGAGGUCAGGGAUGGACAGGCCACUUUUAGCCAGGCCGAGCUUGGAAAUACGAGCUUUGAAUGGACCGACGACGCGUCCCUGAUCAGAAAUGAGGUUGCGGCACUCGCAGGCGUCUCGCCGGAAGAAGUCAGCGAAUCAACCAGCCUGCUGGAGCUUGGUCUCGAUAGCAUAGACACCAUCAAGCUCUCGGCACGGCUCAAGAAGAAUGGAAUCGUUCUGACCAACAGCCAACUCGUCAAGGGUCAAACGAUCGCACGCUUCACGGAAACUCUCGGCCAGGUCGACAAGGCAAACAACACAAGCACGAGCACCACUGCCGGCAAUGACGCAGCUUCCAAGGUUGCAAGCAUGACAGAAUUGCUCAGGAAGCAUAUCGCAUCCCAGGUCCAGAAUCUCGACUUGGAUCAAGUGCAAACCGUGCUACCGCCAACCCCGCUGCAAGAUGCCAUGGUUGCCGACAUGUUUCAAUCGGGCAUGCGGCGCUACUUUAAUCACGACGUCCUCGAGCUUCCCCCCAAUGUGGACAUGGAGAGGCUUGGGUCGGCGUGGCAGUCUGUUGUCGAUCAUUCGCCCAUACUACGCACCACAUUUAUCGAGGUGGAAAGUCCCGAGUUCGACUUUGCGUAUUGUCAGGUGGUGCACAGCAAAAUGCAGCUGAGCUGGAGUCGGCGAGAGGUGGCUUCCCAGGGAGAGUUUCACCAAGUCAUCGAAAGCAUCCGCCGCCAUGCUGAAGAGACGGCAGGCUCGGACGGUCUGUUCAAAGUGACACCCGUGUGGCUUGGACAGCAGAGAUUUAUCGUCUUGUCUAUCGCCCAUGCUCUCUACGACGGAUGGUCACUCGAGCUACUUUUGCGAGAUGUUCAGGACGCGUACAAUGGUGACUAUUCGCCCCGGCCCGAGUAUCUCGACUAUCUUGGACACAUCCUCGAGUCCGCCACGGAAGAGUCCAAGGACUUUUGGAUAGACACCCUCACGGGAGCUUAUGCAAAAAACAUCCAGCCUCGCAAGCUGCAGCUCGGAAGCAGAAAGGCCAACGACGGCACGAAGCCGAGGGAAACCCUAGUCCACCGCGCCGAGUUGAAAUCUGCCAAGCCCGCCGCGGAGCUCUCGACAUUCUGCAGACGCCGCGCCGUCAGCCCCCAGGUCGUCGGACAAGUCUGCUGGGCAGCGGUGCUGAGUCGAAGAGUCCAGUCGCUCGAUGUAACAUUUGGCUGUGUCCUGUCCGGCCGGGAGACAGAGUCGGCAGAGAGUCUGCUGUUCCCCACCAUGAACACGGUAGCCGUCCGCGCCGUCCUGCACGGAACCAUCGGGUCGCUGCUCCGUUACUUCCAGGAGACCAUGGCCGGCGUGCUUCAGUACCAGCAUUUCCCGCUGCGCAAGGCACAGCGUCUGGGUGGUAGUCGAACCCCAGACGGGCUGUUCAAUACACUUUUCGUCAUGCAAAAGCAGCGCCGCGCUUCUAGGACUGGUCCCGAGACUGGCGAUCUGCUCAUGACAUCAGUCGACGGUACCUCGGCCGUUGAGUAUCCAGUCUGCAUCGAGAUGGAGAUUGUCCAGGACUCGGUCAUCUGGCGGACAGCCUGCAGCGACGACUUUCUCGGGAAGCAAGACACCGAGCAGUUGCUGCGUGAGCUGGACCAGGUACUAGCUUUCCUCACCGAGUCCUCACCCGACCUUUCAGUCUUUCGCUCAACAACGUCACGCCCUGGAGUUGCCGGUAGCGACAUCCUGGUUUGUGGGCUCGAUCCCUUCAGGCUCAAGGCUCAAAACACGGCAUCUUCGACCACUGCCAUGUCUUCACAGACCGAUGCGUCGACUCUUAUCGACGUGGACUCAGACGAGGAGUGGACGGAUGCUGAACAAAAGCUCCGAACGGCGCUGGCCGAGGUCAGCGGUCUGCCGCAGAAUGCUGUGAAGAGGUCCUACAACCUCUACAACAUCGGCCUCGACUCAAUCAGCGCCAUCAAGGUCUCAUCCCUGUUGCGAAAGGUGGGGGUUCAAAUACGCGUCAAGGAUCUGCUCAGGGCCGAAAGCCUGGUUGAUAUGGCCAAGAUGACUGGCAGCGCAGAACAGGCCGCUCCCAAGCUGCCCAAAAGUGCCGUGGCCUUUUCCGCGGCCGCAAAACUCGGCGCCUACGAGCCAUUGGUUGUCGAGGCCGGUUUGGACGAGCAAAGCGUGCAGUGCAUCAUUCCUGCUACUGCCAUGCAGGCCCACAUGAUCUCCCUAUGGCAAAAGACGGACGGAGCCGUCUUCUUCCCCGAGUUCCAAUACCAAUUACCUGCAAAAUACAACGACUUGACCCUCGGAUCACUUCAACAUGGGUGGAGAGACAUGGUCGCCGAGCUGACCAUCCUCAGGACCGUCUUCCUCGCCACCAACAACAGGGACUGUCCGUUUGUUCAAGUAGUCUUGCUUCCAAACACACACUACCAACAGCAAACAUUAUCCCUUGGUGACAACUCGGGCCCGGUCCAAAGCGGGGUAACCUCUCUUCCAAUGGUGUACUUUGCCGCCGAGCGGGAGGUGGAGGGCAGUGCGGACAGUCCCUGGAUAAUCACCAUCAAGCUUCACCAUUCUCUUUACGACGCCUUCAGCCUGCAAAACAUAGUCCGUCGCUAUGGAGAGCUACUUGCAGGAAGAAGCUCGGGCCAACUUUUGCCCGUCCCUGAUUACACCGGUAACUGGAAUGCCAGAAUCACGUCGGAAGCCUCCCAAGAACUCAGGAGCAGCCGCCAAAAGUUCUGGGUCGACUACCUCCAGUGGGCAACGUCUUUGCCGUUUGCGGGCAUUCCCGCCAGUCUCACCAGCCAGGCCGCCACCGACGCCAAGGCAAGAGUUUCGAAAUUCGUGCCUGGCGCGGUCACAGCCAUUUCAGAUGUACAGUCAGAGUGUGCCCGCCGCGGCGUGAGCUUCCAAGCACUGUUUAUAGCAGCCGCCGCCGCCGUGAUAUCCGCCCCGGCCCCUGCAGACGGUGCUCAUCCCAACGACCUUGUCCUGGGCAUCUACCUCGGCAACAGAGACGACCAGGACAGCGACCAACUCCCGUACCACCCCACCCUGAGCCUGGUGCCGCUGCGAGUCCGCCGCGCGUCGGGCCGCAGCCUGUUCGGCGUGGCCGCCGAGGUGCAGCGGGACCUGCACAAGAUAUCCGACGCGGGCAACGCCGCGGUCGGCCUCUGGGAGAUUCAAGACUGGACCGGCCUGCAGGUCGACUGCUUUGUCAACUUUCUCGGCUCGACGGCGCUUGACGAGCAGGUCGAGGACCGACUCAAGCUCCUGGAGCCGCUGGGAGAGGCCAAGGCCAUAGACGGUGUCGCCCGGGCUGGUGCGCACCCGCAAAACUACCAUUGGCUUGGGGAAAAUACAGUGAUUGACGCAUUCAAGGAUGCCGUCGAUAUUGAAGCUGCUUUUGGCGGCAAGGACAGCCUUGACAUUGGUGUCUUUGGGCCUGAGGGUAUGCUGAAGAACGAACAAGGGGCCACGCAUGUUAUCUCGCGCCUCGUGGAGGUUAUCAAUGCCCUGGGCAGAAAUGAGUGAAUUGGCCCUUCCGUAGAAGCUCUCUGGGGAUCCUGUGGUUUUAUCUUGUUUCGUUUUGUUUUGUUCAUCACAUAUUUUGGUCAUGUCAAUUUCUUCUGUCCAGCAUCUUGUUUUCCUCUUGUACUUUCCACGUGAUAUCCGUUGGGCGCUGGUUCAGAUCUUUUGCAUAAUAUGAAAUACAUAUCUUUCGAGUGAGCGA
This is a messenger RNA of Pyricularia oryzae 70-15, 16315 nucleotides long. RefSeq names its product gramicidin S synthetase 1. The record is from RefSeq and is a predicted model, not a curated record. Gene Ontology annotation, molecular function: catalytic activity; phosphopantetheine binding. The coding region runs from base 1015 to 16116 and encodes 5033 amino acids. Gene Ontology annotation, biological process: secondary metabolite biosynthetic process; amino acid activation for nonribosomal peptide biosynthetic process. Gene Ontology annotation, cellular component: cytoplasm. NCBI's taxonomy places the organism in Eukaryota, Fungi, Ascomycota, Sordariomycetes, Magnaporthales, Pyriculariaceae. The transcript is spliced from 3 exons.